AUGCUAAAAUUAUUCCAGAUUGUCAAUAGCCUUCCACCAGUUUGGAGUGAAAAGUCACCACAUGGAACUCUUGGAACAUAUAUGGGAGGACAAAUUGUGUCUCUAAGCGUUUCUGCUCAGGAUCCUGAAAAAGGAAAUGUUACUUAUGAAAAAGUAUCAGGGGCACUACCACCUGGUGUUCAUCUGAACAAAAACACGGGAGCAAUUACUGGACGCAUUCCGGAUAUUGAUGCAACUUAUGAAUUUGGAAUCCGAGUUACGGAUGUUCACGGAAAAUACGCAGAUCAAAUAUUUUCAAUUGAUACAAGAGAAAGAGACCAGUGUCAAAGCUCUCCAUGUUUACAUAGUGGAACGUGCAUUGACGAUAUUGAAGACUUUAAAUGCACAUGCGCAAAACCCUAUGGCGGGAAAACAUGCCAGCUAAACUGUGUGUCUUCACCUGUCGGAAUUGACCAGAACAGUAAGAAAAUCCCGGACGCCCAAAUGUCUUGUCACUACUGUUAUGAUGAUAGCGCCGGGGUAGACGGCCGACUUCACGCUCCACAAGGAUGGGUGGGACAAAAUACAAACUCAUGGCUACAGGUGGAUCUGGGAAGAGAAAUGAUGCUGCAUGCUGUUGCAAACCAAGGCUACGCAUCCUCUAAUUACUACAUUUCGACAUACACAAUCAAAUACAGUGUGGAUGGAAAUAGCUUCCUUGACGUCAAAAAUGGAACCUCGAUCAUGGAUUUUAGCGGAAGCAGUAGCGUAAACUCCGUAAUAAAACACACGUUUCUGACGCCAUUCAAGGCGAGGUUUGUCAAGUUUAUACCCAAAACCUUUCACAGCAAGCCGGGAAUGAGAGUGGAGCUGUAUGGAUGUGAUGUUUAAAUAUUAGAUUCUGA
Molecule: messenger RNA, 884 nt
Organism: Saccostrea cuccullata (small rock oyster)
Lineage: Eukaryota; Metazoa; Mollusca; Bivalvia; Ostreida; Ostreidae
Product: EGF-like repeat and discoidin I-like domain-containing protein 3
Exons: 7
Coding region: 1-870 (289 amino acids)
Cellular component (GO): membrane
Molecular function (GO): calcium ion binding
Source: RefSeq, a predicted model, not a curated record